CAGCGGGUAUCCGGGGCAGAGUCAUUGGCGAACCCUGGCGCAUGCGCGGCUCUCUGGCCACAAUUCAUUCGUCACAGUCAUGAAGCUCUCACUCCGGUCGCCGCUCCAGUUCUUCCGACGGCUCCGCGGCAAAAUCUCUGCGGAAGAAGGCACGAGAAAACUCAGCCCGGUCCCACUUGCAGGUGCGAGCCGAGCUUUCAGUGGCAGCUCGACUCUGUGCAAUUCGUACGCCCCGGGCUCCGACACGCCCGACGACGACGGAUGCAAGACGUGUUUGUGCUGUCAACGCAAGUACAGGCCAUACUCGAGCAAUUUCAACGACUUUUGCUCGCUUGAUUGCAAGUCCACAGGCUACGCUCGCAGCGCCGGGACCGUGUAUUAAGCGACUUCUUCUCGACGUCGCCCCUUAAUUUAUCUUGAUUUAUAUCGCGCA
Aphanomyces invadans is the source of this 433-nucleotide messenger RNA. RefSeq lists its product as hypothetical. NCBI's taxonomy places the organism in Eukaryota, Oomycota, Saprolegniomycetes, Saprolegniales, Verrucalvaceae. Bases 80 to 382 code for a protein of 100 amino acids. The transcript has a single exon. The record is from RefSeq and is a predicted model, not a curated record.